AAUUUUUGAAUUAAUUUCUCAAGAAUUGACACUUGUUCGUGAAUGCCAUAAAUGGAAAUCAAGGUUGUGUCAAUAUUUUCAAUGUCAUUGUAAUUGUGUCAUUGCCGUUUCGUUUAUAAGAAUUUUGAAGCCUUCUGAUGGGGGACCCACAAAGUUUAGUCCAUUGGUUUCCUAAAAAAGACGAGCAAAGAUGUGGCUAUUGCAACAGUCCGUCAGGCAGUAUCAUGUUCGGUAUGUGGGCCUACCGUUUGAGAGUCGAGGAUUAUCAAGAUUUAAUUGACCGGGGAUGGCGGCGAUCAGGUCAAUACUGUUAUAAGUCUGUAAUGCACGAAACUUGUUGUCCGUUGUACACAAUAAGAUGUAAUGCUUUGGAAUUUCGACCUACCAAGUCACAGAAAAAAGUGAUGAAAAAAAUGAGUAAGUUUCUCAAGACUGGAAUCUUCAAGGAGAGGGAGAGACGAGAACUUACAGAUUUCGAUGAGGGUUGCGAAGAAAGAAUUGCAGUUAAAGAAUGCCCAAACCAAUUGGUCAAUAUAGAUGAAAUCGCUUUGCAGAGUGGAAUGAAGGAAGCAAGUGUUGUUUCCUCAGACAAUAAAAAAACUGAGAUACUGGACAAUACCAAUAGUAUACCUGGUACCCCUGAAACCAAUUUGAAAGUUGUGCAACCAGAUAAUGUCUCGACUUUGAAACAGAGGGCUGUAAAAAAGGGUCUUGGACCUGAUCCCAAUAGACCACCAUGUAAAAAAGCAAAAAUUCUGAGGUAUGAGAAAAAAAUGAAGAAAUGUGAAAGCUUGGAUCAGAGCAUAGAAACUCAAACGCAGAAGUCUGAAUGUAAGAGCUUGGAAGAGUUCUUAAACGAUGUUUCCAGUGACGACAAACAUAAAUUGACAUUGAAGUUGAUAGAACCAACUAAUCCUUCUAGCGACUGGAAGAAAUAUGAGCAGAUGGAGUUUGAAUUGUACAAGAAGUAUCAGAACAUCAUUCACAACGAUCCACCGCAUAAGAACACGCUGUCUGGAUUUCUUAGAUUUUUAGUCAAGACGCCCUUGAAGUCUCAGGCGCACCCUGAUCACAAGGGAAAUCCAGAAGUGCCUGCCUAUGGUUCCUAUCAUCAGCAGUAUUGGCUCGAUGAUAAAUUGAUUGCAGUUGGUGUCAUUGACAUCUUGCCAAAGGGCGUCAGCGCCGUCUACUUUUUCUAUGAUCCGGACUAUAGAGAGUUAACAUUGGGUACAUAUGGGGCUCUCAAAGAGGUACAGCUAUCAAGGGAGCUUUACCCAUCUCUUGGUACCACCUAUUACCUCAUGGGUUUCUAUGUGCAUUCUUGCAAAAAGAUGAGGUACAAAGGUAACAUGCAUCCCUCUGAUCUUCUUUGUCCGGAGACCUACCAAUGGUUCCCCAUCGAAAAGUGCCUGGAGCAAUUAGACAAAACCAAAUAUUGUAGAUUUAACGAAGACCAAACGGCCUGCGAUAGUGGCGAAUGUACGGAAGAAGACCUCGAUUCUUUAGGAAUAAUAGCGGGCGACCAGUACGUGACAUAUAAGAAUUUCAAGAAAACGCUGAAGAGUGAGGCUGAUUAUGUGAAAAUCGGUAAAUUGAUUGGGAAAAAAGCGGCGAAAAGCCUAAUUUUGAUUGUUGAUUGAGAGUUGAACAGUACUAAUGAGCUUCAGGAAGUAUUCAAUGGUGUCCUUUCAACUUUGAUGCAAUAUUUAAUUAUACUGUAGGAUUAACUAGGUGUUAUCGGAUCGAGAUAUUAAAUUUAAACAGUGCUUUCUCUGUGUUGUCCUAUUUUUUUCACCUAAUUUGAAAUCUUAUAUAUCUUAUUCACAGUUCUUUCUUCCAGCUUAAUUUCUGGAUCAUGUAAGGUAAAAACCUUAAUCUGUUAUGUAAUGUGCAGGUACACAUAACCUAAUGAGAAUUCACUCUAAAUUGCUACCUCAAAAAUAUUUUAUGUGGUUGUUAUUGUGAUGAAUAUAGUUUGAAAUGUU
Messenger RNA from Coccinella septempunctata (seven-spotted ladybird), 1985 nucleotides. RefSeq names its product arginyl-tRNA--protein transferase 1. Gene Ontology annotation, cellular component: cytoplasm. Bases 138 to 1640 code for a protein of 500 amino acids. Gene Ontology annotation, biological process: protein arginylation. The transcript is spliced from 7 exons. Gene Ontology annotation, molecular function: arginyl-tRNA--protein transferase activity. The record is from RefSeq and is a predicted model, not a curated record. NCBI's taxonomy places the organism in Eukaryota, Metazoa, Arthropoda, Insecta, Coleoptera, Coccinellidae.